Molecule: messenger RNA, 2610 nt
Organism: Dermochelys coriacea (leatherback sea turtle)
Lineage: Eukaryota; Metazoa; Chordata; Testudines; Dermochelyidae
Product: solute carrier family 22 member 13-like
Exons: 12
Biological process (GO): transmembrane transport
Cellular component (GO): membrane
Molecular function (GO): transmembrane transporter activity
Source: RefSeq, a predicted model, not a curated record
CUCUUCCACCAACAUAGCUUCCGCCUCUCCCAUUGGCAUAAUGUGUCUUCUCCAGACACCCUACAGUGGCACAGCUGCAUUGGUACUGUAGACUUGCCCUGAGACACAAGAAUUCUGUGGCGGAGCAGGGACUUGAACCCAGGUUUCACACAUCCUAGGCUAGUGCCUAAUGUCUAGACUUUCCUUCCUUUCUCUUCUUAAACCUUUAGAAUUAGAUCAGUGUUAGACCCCAAAAAAGCCUGGAUCCUCACAUGUGUGGCUAAAUCCCCUGCUUUGCUUUGAAAAUCCCAACCAAUGCUUUUUGGUUGCAUCCAUUUUGCUGAGGCGUCUGCCUUCAGAAGCCAGUUAAAGUCAUGACAAGUGAAACUUCUCUGUGUCUUGGUUUUAUUUGCUGUGGAAAUGCUAAUAGAUCCUUUACUAUUGCACGUGGAGUGUGGAGUAUGGAAAGUAAUUAGUGCAUUUUGAAGUACAUCCUUGAAGAUUAAAAACAUAAUUCAUUAGGCUGACAUGAGCAUGGAGCAUGCAACAACAUUUCAUGUUGUCUUAGCUGAUUAUUUUUUGGAGUCACAUUGGGUUUAAACAUUAAGUUCAGCCCAUAUAAAAAAAGCUACCAUGCUACACUCCAGCAUUAGACAAGCAAACAAUGACAGACUUUGAAGAUAUUAUCAACACAAUAGGAGAUUUGGGACCAUUUCAAAAACGGCUGGUGCUGAUGCUCAGCCUUGCAAACUUUCUAGCGGUUUUUCCUAUGUUUGGCCAAGUGUUCAUGGUUCUAGAUGUGCCUCAUCACUGUAAGACGAGCUGGAUCUAUGCCAUUAGCUUAAACCUGACUAAGGAACAGCAGCUGAACCUAACUAUCCCUGGGAACACACGGCGAUCUUAUGAAGAAUGCCUCAUGUAAACUCCUGUGAAUUGCGAUAUUGACUCCAUCGUAGAAUACAUCCUUAAUGUCACUCAGAAGUGCCAAGAGGGGUGGGUCUAUUCUUCAGGACAAAACCCAAUGUUGGUGACUCAGUUUGACCUGGUAUGUCACCAAAAAGAGCUAAAUGAUAUCUCCCAAUCCAUUUACAUGAUGGGACCUCUCCUUGGAGCCAUGGUCUUCGGUUUCUUAAGUGACAGGAUUGGGUGGUGUCCCAUCAUUUUGCUUUCCAUGCUUAUAAUGGGGGCAUUUGGUGUUGGAGCAGCUUUUGUGCCAAAUUUCUAUGUCUACAUCGUCUUGAGAUGUCUUGUGGGUGCUGCUGAAUCUGGAAUCUUCAUAGGAUCUGUGUUAAUGUCUCUAGGUACUGAAUGGGUUGGAGUCCCUUACCAGUGACAUUCAGUAAUUGUUACCCACUGCGACUUUUCCAUUGGACAGAUGGUUUUGGCUGGCUUAGCUUAUGGCGUUCGCAACUGGAGGUUACUGCGAAAGCCAUUGUUAAAGGCCCCUGUCUUUUGUCUUUUCUUUUACAUAGGGGUCCUUCCAGAAUCUGCUUGGUGGCUCCUGACAAAAGAGAAGGUAAAGGAAGCCAAAAAACUGAUUCAAAAGGUAGCAUCUGUGAAUAAAUGGACCAUCUCUCCAGAACUGCUUGGUCAGCUGUCGCCUGAGAAAAAGGUCAAGUCUGGAAAUAUUCUGGAUCUCUUCCUCAAGAAGCACCUAAGGAAAUUGACUUUAGUUAUGGCUUAUAUCUGGUUUGUGAACAGACUGGUGUACUACGGUCUGAGCCUUAAUGUGGGGAGUUUUGGCUUGGACAGUUACCUGACGCAGCUUGUGUUUGGGGCUGUUGAAAUACAAGCUCGCUUCGGCUGUAUCUUCCUUCUGCAGUGGUUUGGGAGGAAGAAAUGCCAGGGCUUCUUUCUGCUGCUGGGCGGAGCCGUGUGUCUCAUCACCGGCAUCCCAAAAGAUUUGCCGGUGGUGGUCACAAUGCUGGCUGUGAUAGGGAAGUUUGCCAUUGCGGCCGCUUUUCCUAUCUCCUAUGUGUAUUCUGCAGAGCUGUUCCGCACCAUCAUCAGAUGAGGUACUGGUGUGGGGUUGUGUUCAAUGUCAGCCAGAGUGGGUGGCAUCAUCUCCCCUCUGAUUAGUCUCUUGGACAAGUACCAUCCCGCUAUUCCCAUGGCAAUAUUUGGAAGCACUCCAGUGAUUGCAGGAAUCCUCUGCUUCCUGCUUCCAGAGAUCAGGGGUGGGGAGCUUCAGGAUCACAUGGAGGAAGCUACGGAGAGCCAGUGGUCCGGUGAAAAUGGACACUUGAAACUAAAAGAUGGCGACCGAGAUGUAGGACACACAAGGAUCACGCGAGUUUAGCUGAGCCAGCGAACAGCCAUAAGAUCCUGAGGAAUCAAAGACCACGUAGUGUUGUACUGGGAAUGAGGUCUGCAAGCCAUCAGUGGAUUCAGCUUGGUUUUUUAUUUACACUAAUUCCUGGAGCAGAACAGUUCUCUGCUAGCACUUGUUCUCCUCUUUCCCAUUUGCCCUCCCCAUGUGCUCCCUCUUAGCGUUCCCCAGUAAGUCCUGCAGUUAAUCACUGCUGCUACAUUCAGUGAGUAUUAGAUACAACCGCCCAGUUGGGAGAAAUUGGAGGGAUGAAUUUAAGAUAAAAAUCAGAAGCUAAGACAGGGUCUCUUGUUUCGUCUUCU